AUGGCGGCACCAAUCAUCCGCCGCGCACUCUUAUACGUGCCGGGCUCGUCCCAGAAGAUGCUCGACAAGUCGCGCGGCAUAGCUAGUCUUGACACUGUCGCCUACGACCUUGAAGACUCGGUGACGCCUGGCAAGAAAGCCGAGGCCCGCGCCAACCUCCGCCAGCUGCUUGAACAGCCCCGUGUGCCGGGAAUCCGCGAGCAAGCCGUGCGCAUCAACUCUGUCGACAGCGGUUAUGCUUUGGAUGAUUUGACCGAAGUGCUCAAAGCCCCCAACCUCGACGCCCUAGUCAUCCCCAAAGUCAACUCCGCCUCCGACCUCCACUUCGUCACCGACGUGAUCCGCCACACGCUCCCACAACGCCACCCCUCCACCCCUCCCGCCCAACCACAACCCCACCAACCCCAACCGCUCCGCCUCAUCGCCCUCAUCGAAUCCGCCAAAGCCCUCAUGGACCUCCCCUCCAUCUGCCGCUCGACCCCCUACCUCUCGGGCCUCAUCUUCGCCGCCGAAGACUUCGCCCUCGACCUCUCCCUCACCCGCACGCCCUCCCUCCGCGAGUUCCUCUACGCCCGCUCCGCCAUCGUCACCGCCGCCCGCGCCCACGCCCUCCCCUCCGCCAUCGACCUCGUCUGCACCUCGUUCCGCGGCGACGCCGGCCGCCAGGCCCUGCGCGACGAGUGCGCCGACGGCAAGGCCCUCGGCUUCACCGGCAAGCAGCUCAUCCACCCGGGCCAGGUCGACGUCGCCCACGCCGCCUUCGCCCCCGCCCCGGCCGAGGCCGAGUGGGCGGUGCGCGUCGUCGUCGCCGACGAAAAGGCCGACGCCGCCGGCCGCGGCGCGUGGACGCUCGACGGCAAGAUGGUCGACAAGCCCGUCGUGGGCAAGGCGGCGGCGGUUGUGCGCAUGGCGGAGCUGUGCGGGACCGAUGUCGCCGCGUUGAGGGAGAAGUGGAAGGGCCAGGAGCCCGAGUAG
Diplodia corticola is the source of this 975-nucleotide messenger RNA. RefSeq names its product citrate lyase subunit beta-like protein. Gene Ontology annotation, biological process: oxaloacetate metabolic process. Lineage: Eukaryota; Fungi; Ascomycota; Dothideomycetes; Botryosphaeriales; Botryosphaeriaceae. The transcript is spliced from 3 exons. Gene Ontology annotation, molecular function: catalytic activity; magnesium ion binding. The record is from RefSeq and is a predicted model, not a curated record. Bases 1 to 975 code for a protein of 324 amino acids.